AUGCGCUUCAACGCGGCAAUUGCUCCGGCGCUGUAUGCGUCGGCCCUCCUCGCCGGCAGCACGUUGGCACAAGAAGAAACUGAGCCAUCUGCAACUGUGAUUGAGCGCCCGGUUUUCACCCCCACGACCCUCAAAGCCCCCUUCCUAGAGCAGUUCACCGAUGACUGGGACACACGAUGGACGCCCUCUCACGCGAAGAAGCAAGACUCCAAGAGCGAUGAGGAUUGGGCAUACGUUGGUGAAUGGUCGGUGGAAGAGCCAACCGUACUUCCAGGCAUCAUCGGUGACAAAGCACUGGUGGUGAAGAAUGCAGCGGCGCAUCAUGCCAUUUCCGCCAAGUUCCCUUCGGUCAUCGACAACAAGGGGAAGACCCUGGUUGUCCAGUAUGAGGUCAAGCUGCAAAAUGGGCUUGAAUGUGGAGGGGCAUACAUGAAAUUGCUGCGUGAGAACAAGGAGUUACAUGCUGAGGAAUUCUCCAAUGCCUCCCCAUAUGUUAUCAUGUUCGGUCCGGACAAGUGUGGAGCCACAAACAAGGUUCACUUCAUCUUCCAACACAAGAACCCCAAGACUGGCGAGUACGAAGAGAAGCACCUCAAGACUCCUCCUCAAGCCAAAAUCAGCAAACUUACCACUCUUUACACUCUUAUUGUCAACCCGGAUAAUACUUUCGAGUUGUUGAUUGACAACAAGUCCGCCAAGAGUGGAAGUCUGCUGGAGGAUUUCUCUCCUGCUGUCAAUCCUCCGAAGGAGAUUGAUGAUCCCAAAGAUACGAAACCAGAUGACUGGGUUGACCUCGCGCGCAUCCCUGAUCCCGAUGCCACGAAGCCAGAUGAUUGGGACGAGGACCAGCCUUUCGAAGUCGUUGAUGAUGAGGCCGAGAAGCCGGACGACUGGCUUGAGGACGAACCAGCCACUAUCCCUGAUCCGGAGGCCGAGAAACCAGACGACUGGGACGAUGAAGAAGAUGGCGAUUGGAUUUCUCCUCAAGUCCCCAAUCCAAAGUGUGAGGAAGCUUCAGGCUGCGGAAAGUGGGAGCCCCCCAUGAAGAGAAAUCCUUUGUACAAGGGCAAGUGGACUGCGCCGUAUGUCGACAAUCCAGCCUACAAGGGACCAUGGGCACCACGCAAAAUUCCCAACCCAGACUAUUUCGAGGAUAAAACUCCGGCCAACUUUGAGCCCAUGGGAGCGAUUGGUUUCGAAAUCUGGACAAUGCAAUCGGACAUCUCGUUCGACAACAUCUAUAUUGGUCACUCAAUUGAGGAUGCUGCUGCUUUCCGAGCAGAAACAUACGACGUUAAGCGACCCAUUGAGGAAGCUGAAGAGGCCAAGACCAAGCCCAAGCCACAGGAUACCCCCAAGUCGCCAUCUGAUCUCAAGUUCUUGGACGACCCCGUCACCUACGUUACGGAGAAGCUGGAGUUGUUCGUCACUCUUGUCAAGAAAGACCCUAUUGAGGCCAUUAGGUUCAUGCCUGAAGUCGCUGGCGGCAUCGGCGGAGUUGUCGCUCUUCUCAUCGCUGUCAUCGUUGGACUAUCAAGCGCAGGCGCCUCUGCAGCCCCGAGCAAGGAGGACAUCAAGAAGAGUGCUCAACAGGCCAAGGAAGCCGCCACCGAUGCGAAAGAAAAGAUCGUCGAGGCUGCGGCUAGCGGCGCAGACACGGUCAAGACGGAAGUCAACAAAAGAACCACGCGCUCAAGCGGAAGCGCAGAGUAA
Molecule: messenger RNA, 1713 nt
Organism: Capronia coronata CBS 617.96
Lineage: Eukaryota; Fungi; Ascomycota; Eurotiomycetes; Chaetothyriales; Herpotrichiellaceae
Product: calnexin
Exons: 4
Coding region: 1-1713 (570 amino acids)
Biological process (GO): protein folding
Cellular component (GO): endoplasmic reticulum membrane; endoplasmic reticulum
Molecular function (GO): calcium ion binding
Source: RefSeq, a predicted model, not a curated record